AUGGAAAUUGGAAGCCCCAUGGCUUCUCUCUAUCUUCUUGGAAAUCCUGACCAUUAUACCAGCCACAAAUUCACUCUUUUCUAUUGGAAAAUUUAUGUAAGGGAGGCAUGGAAUGCAUGGUUAGAUACAGAAAAUAAUACAACAGAGUCAUUUAACACUGAACAUAAAGAUGCACCAGACAAAGCCAUUUUGCAGAAGUAUGAUGGCACAUACAUAGGAAUAUCAAGUGUAUAUGAUUAUAUCUAUCGCCCAACUGCUUAUGAGCACAUGUCUCUAUAUGACUGGAUACAUAAAGCCAAAAAAGAGAAGUGUUCAAAAGAAGAACAGCAAUAA
Messenger RNA from Laccaria bicolor S238N-H82, 333 nucleotides. RefSeq lists its product as uncharacterized. The coding region runs from base 1 to 333 and encodes 110 amino acids. The record is from RefSeq and is a predicted model, not a curated record. The transcript has a single exon. NCBI's taxonomy places the organism in Eukaryota, Fungi, Basidiomycota, Agaricomycetes, Agaricales, Hydnangiaceae.